Molecule: messenger RNA, 917 nt
Organism: Nestor notabilis (Kea)
Lineage: Eukaryota; Metazoa; Chordata; Aves; Psittaciformes; Psittacidae
Gene: NRSN1
Product: neurensin 1
Exons: 2
Coding region: 7-594 (195 amino acids)
Biological process (GO): nervous system development
Cellular component (GO): neuronal cell body; neuron projection; transport vesicle
Source: RefSeq, a predicted model, not a curated record
GGAAGGAUGAGCGCCUAUGCUGACAUCUGCGGGUCCAAGCACACGCAGGGCGGCACCGAGGGAGGGUACCAACGCUAUGGAGUUCGGUCCUACCUGCAUCAGUUCUAUGAGGACUGCACAGCUUCAAUUUGGGAGUAUGAGGAUGAUUUUCAGAUCCAGAGAUCGCCUAGCAGGUGGAGCUCUACAUUCUGGAAGGUCGGACUCAUCUCUGGGACGGCUUUUAUGCUCAUAGGUUUAACGGUUCUUGUAGUGGGUUUUGUUGUGCCACCGAAAAUCGAAGCUCUUGGGAAAGAUGAUUUUGUUGUGGUGGAUGCCCGUGCCAUUCAGUUUAAUGGGUCCCUUGAUAUAUGCAAGCUGGCAGGAGCAAUCCUGUUUUGCGUUGGAGGGUCCACUGUGGCAGCAUGUCUGCUGAUGUCUGCUUUUGCUAAAAGUUACUCCAAAGAAGAAAAGUACCUCCAGCAAAGAUUCAAAGAGAGAAUAGCUGAUAUAAAAGCCCAUGCAAACCCAGUCACAAAAGCGCCAGCACCGGGAGAAUCAAAGAUACCUGUCACUUUGUCCAAAGUUCAAAAUGUCCAACCUCUAUCUGAAACCUGACCCUUUCCUUAGGUUUUGUUUCUCACUUUAACUGGAAAAUACCAGCCGUUGUUGGCAUACGUGCUAGUCAAUUACAGCAUCCAGUGCUCUGCUAUACAAACACACAGCUGAGAGGGAAGCUACUCCAAUACAAAUUUAGGAUUGGGAAAAGGGAAAUUUUGUGAUUAGACCUGUGGCCAAUAUAUUCAGUGUAUUUGAACAUUUUAAUCUGUGUUGAACCAGUAAGUCCUUGCAACAACGAUUAGGUGUUUAGCUUAUCAGACUGCAACCCUGGAAAACAUAGGGUGCAUUUAUGACAGCUGUACCAGGAACACCCUACAUCC